This is a messenger RNA of Drosophila ficusphila, 1341 nucleotides long. Its product is annotated as lysosomal aspartic protease. Bases 1 to 1245 code for a protein of 414 amino acids. The transcript has a single exon. The record is from RefSeq and is a predicted model, not a curated record. Gene Ontology annotation, biological process: proteolysis; cell death. Gene Ontology annotation, cellular component: lysosome. NCBI's taxonomy places the organism in Eukaryota, Metazoa, Arthropoda, Insecta, Diptera, Drosophilidae. Gene Ontology annotation, molecular function: aspartic-type endopeptidase activity.
AUGCAGUCUCUGAAGAAACCCGGACUGGUGCUGACCUUAGUGCUAAUUCUGUGCCUAACCAACAGUUUUGUGGAGUCGAGAAGAUCGAAAAGAUGGCGGAAGGCGGUGCACUUGAGCCUGCACAGGGAAAGGAACCACACCAAAACACUCCACAGCUUCAACGGCCAGAAACAGAGACUCAAGGAGAAACUGAACCCUUCCGCGUUUGCUGUAACCAAUCCCAACCAGGCGAUAGCAAACCUACUCAAUUCCCACAACACGGAGUACUACGUAAAAGCGUAUUUCGGAACCCCUCUGACUCAGCAGGUUACCCUUCUCGUGGACACGGCAUCCGCAAACCUGCUGGCUUACUCCACCAAUUUCACAAAGAACUCUUGCAAAAAUCACAAUGGCUACAAUUCCAGUCUGUCCACCACAUACCAGGGCAUCGGAACGCCCUUUCAGAUUAAGUACGCAUCGACGGAUACUCUGACCGGAUUCCUCUCCACGGAUACUUUAACCUUAGCCGAUCUGUCCGUUACAAAUCAGACAUUCGCUGAAAUUGAAUCAGCACCGCAAGUCUUGUGCAAUCGCUCCAAUUUCGAUGGGAUCCUCGGACUGGGACUCUCUGAGAUUGCGAUCGAUGGAGUGCCGACUCCCUUGGAUAAUAUGAUAGCUCAAGGAGUCCUUAACAAUCCAAUCUUCGCCUUCUACGUCAACAGAAAUGCCUCGGAUGCGGGAAAUGGGGGAGUGUUGUUGCUUGGUGGAUCGGAUCCCACUCUCUACUCGGGUUGUCUGACCUACGUUCCCCUAUCCAAAGUGGGCUUUUGGCAGAUCAACGUUCCCAAAAUCAACAUUGGCAGCAAGAAACUGUGCACCAACUGCCAGGCAAUCCUGGAUGUGGGAACCUCUUUGAUCAUUGUCCCUUGUCCGGCUCUCCAAAUCAUAAACAAGCAAUUGGGACUCAAGAGCACAGAUAAGCAAAAUGGCGUUUACAUCAUCGAUUGCAAUAAGGUGUCGAGUCUGCCGGACGUUGUCCUCAAUAUCGGAUGGAAGGACUUCACUCUCACUCCGUCGGACUACGUCCUCAACUACAGUGGAACCUGCGUUUCUGGGUUCGCGAGUCUCGACGACUGCAGCGGAGACACCGACGAUUUCGGCGACAACUUGAACGAUAUCUGGAUUCUCGGGGACGUGUUCUUCGGAGCAUUCUACUUGCUCUUCGAUUUCGGCCUCAAGCUUAUAGGCAUUGCUCCCAAAGCUUAAUAAAAAAUAUGGGUUUAGUUUUUUCUGCAAAAUAAAUAGAAUGGUUGAGGGUUAACAUAAUGAGCGAGGUAAAAAUAUAGUUAUUUCAAAAAAGUA